Molecule: messenger RNA, 3360 nt
Organism: Chaetomium fimeti
Lineage: Eukaryota; Fungi; Ascomycota; Sordariomycetes; Sordariales; Chaetomiaceae
Exons: 3
Coding region: 1-3360 (1119 amino acids)
Biological process (GO): protein localization to ciliary inversin compartment
Cellular component (GO): ciliary inversin compartment
Molecular function (GO): protein binding
Source: RefSeq, a predicted model, not a curated record
AUGGCCGACGACCUCUCCGACUUUUCCAACGAUCUGGCCACGGAUAUCGGCCCUCUAAUCGUCCUAUUCGGCGAAUCUAUGACCAAACAGUACCUCAGUGAGAGCACCUCCUUUCUCGACUACUUCAUCUUCGCCAUGGCCCCAAUCGGCAUCAUCACCGCCAUCGUCUCCACCAUUCGUGUCUGCGGACAUCCAUCUCUCCGCGCCUUCAUCGGCCGGUCUCAGGAAGGUGAUGGCGCGGUCGAGGCCGAACUGUGCACGUCUACUAGUCGUGAUGUGUGCGAGCUGUUCAACAGGGGCGGCAUCACUCGUGUCCUAGGCAAGCCUAAUAUCCUCGAACUCAUCUACCUGCCCCGCAGCCGAUCACUCGACUUACUCCAGAAUUAUCUGAGAAAGCCAGAAAACACCGAGGACAAGGACUCAGCAUGGUGGCAGAGAGAUGAUAGUUCUUUAUUUGGUAAAGCCAAAGACCCAGCCGAGGGAGGCCUCUCGUUCGCUCCGAACCCAAACCUUUCACUCAAUGUUGGUAUCAUAAAGCGAUCCAAUUGGGUUUUGUACACAAUUGCGGCCGUUGGAUUCGUCCUUCAAGCUGGUGUCCUCGCGCUGGCUGGGACUGGCGUUUGGAUUCUCGGCUGGAACCUCAGCGGGGCAGAAUCGUCGGCAUCUAGAGACUACGCUCCCGUCAUGUUCAUCACGGGGACAGUCCUCAUGUGCGCCGGAAUGUGGAGUUGUGCGGCUCUUAUAGGACAGACCACGCACGAACUACACUUCAGGCGUACCAAACGUCAAGGUUUAGAACGACCGCGUCUCCUCUGGCUCCAGCCCGGGCCCCAAGUCAUCGGCGACCAGAGUUUUGAUCCGUUUGCCUAUUUCGAAGACACAGAUACCACCCCUCUCCAAGUUUGGACAUCGUCGAGGAAGGACUUUGACGAGAAAUUCGAGACCUACACCCUCUUCGCCGUCCUGGCCGUGCUGAUUGGGUACAUCAUGCAGUUUAUCGGCCUCCGCGGGAUGAUGGCCUGGGUUUCUCUCGCCCAGCUAGGUAUCACCAUUGUCAUGAGCAUCCUGCGUGGAUGUCUUCGCAUGCAACGCCUCGGCAGGAAUGACAACAUGUUGCUCGCCACGCCUGAUAUGGUUGCAGGGCACGAGCUUGACUGGCUCUCCUUCGCGAUCGUCGAGGCGGAGAACAGGGCGGGAGGAUGGGGGAAAGGGGAAAAGACGGAAAGAAAACGGAGGGAAAGGGGGGGAGAGGAGAAAGACGAAGGGGAUGUACCGUCAUGGCACGUUACGGGCCAGUUCGAGGAUGCCACACACCCCGAGACGGAGGAAAACACUCAACUAACUACAAAGCCCCAGUAUCAAUCGGAAAAGGGGCUAGGUUGCACGGAGUUGCUCCUGAUCCGAAAGCAACUCGCUCACCUGACGGGGAAUGUCGCCUUUGGCACGGCAUCGGGCCACCAGGAGUGGGAGGGUACGCGCGUCAAGGUCCGCGCAAAGGCUGUGGAGCUGGGCAAUGCCAUCAGCCAAGCAGCGGAGCGUCUCUGGAAGAGGCGCCUAUGGAAACACCGAUCCGAGGACAUCCCCCAUACUAGUCAACGCGAGCAGGACACUGUGCUUCGGAUUCGAGCAGUCGCCUCGCCUCCUGGUAAACAAGCGAAUUCUCAUAAGCAACUAAUCGACGUUACUCUGAAGCCACCCAAUGCAUCAGAACCAGACUGGAAGAUGGACUCGGCGCAGCUGGAGGCAAUUCUAGGUCUCUGGAUGUGGACUUUGCUUUCUGAUAAGCGCGUUGUGAGCGAAGACGACUCUCACCAGAAAACCUCUCGCGCUGAGAAGGUCCAAUGUAUGCGGACUUUCUCGGCCGGCUUGGACAGGGAAAAUCGGGGCCGCGGAGCUAACAAGCAGGGCGAAAUGGACCUUUGGCUCGGGCCGAACGCAGUGCCGCUUCUCGAAAAUAGCCUCACCCUCACCGAGCAGAGCUGCAACGGUAUCGAUUCGGCAAGCACGUCGACUCAGCAAGGGAAACAGAUCAAGCUUCGGGUCCAGAUUACCCCAGUUGGGGGUUCACUGCUGGACAUCUGUGCCCAGGAACUCUUCACCUCCCUAGCGAUGUCGUUGAUGAGUAUUCUGACCGUUGAAAGGACGACCAUGGCUGAGAAUGCCGGGUGGAUGCGGCUAGGAAACCCUACCGUUGCCACGUUCGCGAGGGCAUUUAUGGACCACGAUUUGGGAUCCUACUCCGAAGCCUUGCUGUGUCUGGUACCGGCAUUUCGAACCAAGUUUCCUCCUCCCUCCUCCGAAGACAUGCUUCCCGCAUUGCUUCAGACCGCAGAUACCUACCGAAAGGCGUCAGAAUGGGACAGGGCACAAACCACUUUGCGCUGGGCAUGUGCGCGGCAUGCUCCGAAUCGCGGCGAGGAGGAGGAGAACCCGGCUACAGCACCAGGCAGCCCAGAGUCCCCUUUCACAAGAGCUCUCCGCGCGACGGGCGAACUCUAUCGCUGGUCACUUGCACAGCAUUCCAGCGUCGAAAGGAAACUCUUUGGGAAACGUGGGAUCGAGUGGAUGGCCAAAACCUAUCGUCUCGCAGGUCCGAGUAAUCCAAGAGUCACUGAGAUUCUAGAUUGCUACGAGACCGUCGCGCAAAGGAUAACUACAGGACUACCCGACUCUCUCGCUCGCCUUCUUGUGGCAGCAAUGCGGAAAAAGAAAAGGACGGAUACGCUGCACUACCUGUGUUUUGUCAAGACAGGUGACUUUGCCUCCGAGGCCUUGCAACCGGUGCUUCCACUGGCCGUCGAGAAUGAUUGGAGCGAAGUCGUGAACGCCGUUCUGGAGAUGAAAGCAGACCCGAACAGCCAAGACGAGUAUGGCCAGAGUGCCCUUUUCCUCUGCGCAGUAGCCGGCCGUGAGUCGGAUGCGAAGUUUCUCCUAGAUCUUGGGGCGUUCGCGAACCGACCGGACGGCCGCGAUGAAACGCCGCUACUCGCGGCUUCCCGGCUCGGGCACUUGAAGGUUGUUGAACUUCUUUCAAACUCGGGAAGUGUGGAUAUCGACUCGGUGGAUCGCCAGGGUCAUACAGCGCUAUCGCGGGCUGCUGAGGGCGGGCAUGACGCCGUGGUCAGGGCCCUGCUUGAGAAGGGUGCGAAACCUACGUCACGGGAUAGUCAUGGUCGGUCGCCGCUAUCGUACGCUGCUGAGAGCGGGAAUGAAUCUGCAGUCAAGCUACUACUGCUCAAGGACCGUGCUAUGCUCGAGUCAGCGGAUAAAUAUGGUCGGACACCGCUAUCGAUCGUCGUGGUCGGACACCGUCAUCGUACGCUGCUGAGGGCGGGUAUGAGGCUGUGGUCAGACUACUAG